Acromyrmex echinatior (Panamanian leafcutter ant) is the source of this 703-nucleotide messenger RNA. RefSeq lists its product as uncharacterized. The record is from RefSeq and is a predicted model, not a curated record. NCBI's taxonomy places the organism in Eukaryota, Metazoa, Arthropoda, Insecta, Hymenoptera, Formicidae.
AAUGGAGAUACAUGAAAUUAAAACGACAAGGGGACAGGUGUUGCCUGGCGAAUGACCUCUUUCAAAGAAUCGGGUCAUCGUACGCAGUUUCUCGCGUGGGAGAGCGACGUCGCAUCGACGAAAUGGAGAACGUUCGAUCGCACGAGGAAAGAGAGAGACGGAAAGAAAGAAGGAGUAAAACAUAUUCUGUACUUCGCACGAGGAUCGGAACGAGGAUGUCGCCGAUGCGCAGUACUUCCUCCCUUCUGGAUGUGAUGCCAGGAAGAAAUACCCUCGGCGUCGAAUUCGUGCUGCAGUGUCACCCGGACGACGAAUACUGGGAAUGUCCGGCCAGUAUGGCGCCAGCCACACGAGACGCGGGAGCAGUCAGGAGGUGGUGGAGCACAGGGGAGGAACGGGUACAUCUGUUUCCAUCCGGGCACGUGUCUACGGAAUUAGAACGUAUCGAGGGAGAAACGAGCCUCGCGAGGACGACAAGCUAGACUGAGAAUACCCACCCGUGGCCCCGCGACCGCUGGACCGACGGAUUCUGGGAUGCCUCGCGGUCAGCUGGCGCGAAAUAACAACGCGGCGGGCAAACAUAUUUGUCUCGGAAAUAGCGCUCAAAGCGAUAUAUGUAAGAGAGUGGUGUAUAAUUUGGUAAUUUCUCAUUUCCAUUUUUUAUCCGGUUUAUUCUCUUUAACUCGGCGCAAUUAUAUGCUGG